GUGAACUCCGUCUGUAGGCACACUCACAGCUGAAUGAAGUUCCCUCCAUUAAGGGUUAAGGGUAUAAAUACAGCGGCAAGCUUUGGGACGGCCUCCCCUCUCUCCGCAGGAAACGGAAACGGACGUCAUGGUGUCCAACUCACAUCUCCAUCUGUCGGCUGCAUUGACCUGCGUUGCUAUCCGUCGCCUGUUAGCGGGUGCAAUGGCAAGAUCCAACAGAAGGCGCAGAAGGUUGAGGCGCAUUUUAGCGAUGUGCCAGUGGCAGGGGGGCAAAGGUCUUUACAUGCAGCUCAAUGCCACUGCCCCAAUUCUCGCCGUGUAUGCCAACCCUGAAGCCUGUCUAAAGAAGGACUUUAGAGUUAAGCGAUCUAGUGUGGUGUAUUUAGUGCAGAUGCUUUCCUCCCCAAAGGACCACGGAUGGGGACAAGACAUUGAGGUGCUUGUUCUCCUCUACAGCUUGGCCCAUGGACUAUCACUCUCUGUGGUGGGUUCAGCAUUCGGGAUUCCCAAAUCGACGGUCCACAGGAUCAUCAAACACGUCACCGGGAAGAUAAAGGCCAACCUGAAGACCCUCAUUUCCCUGCCAACCCCAGAUGAGCUGCCAGAGAUUGCAGAUGGCUUCUGUCAGCUUGCAAAGAGUCCUGCAUUUCACCGUGCUGCUGGUGCGAUUGAUGGAUGCCAUAUUCGCAUCAAACCUCCAGGAAACGAGUACCACAAGGAGUACAUCAAUUACAAGCUGUUUCCUUCCAUCCAGAUGCAGGCCAUCUGUGACUCAACUGGGAGAUUCCUGGAUGUCUUCAUCGGCUAUCCAGGCUCCGUUCAUGAUGCCAGAGUACUGCGAAACAGCCCCAUCUUCUGCCAGGCACUGUUUCCCCCAGCUGGUUGGUUCCUCCUUGGGGACGGUGGUUAUCCCUGCCUGGAAAAACCAGUGGGAUUACUCACACCCUACAAGGUCCCUCGCGGCCAGGUGCAGGCCAGAUUCAACAGGCAUCAUGCCAGGGCUCGGUCUGUGGUGGAAAGAGCAUUUGGAAGGAUGAAGGCUCGCUGGAGGGCCACCCUUUUCAAAGCGCUGGAGGUCAGUCCAAGCUUUGCCCCUGACAUCAUUGCAUGUUGUGCAUUUCUGCACAAUCUGUGCAUAGACAUGAACGAUGUCCUUGAGGAUGCUGAAGCCUUCCCCCCUGAAGAUGGGGACCAGAGUCCUCCCCCUGCCGCAGCAUGUGGACAGGAAAGUCCUGGACACCACCUAAGGAACAGGAUUGCUGCACAACUCUCUGCUCCUGUCCAAAUGGCACCACACCUGAGAGAGCACGAUUACAUCUAAUGAACUUUG
This is a messenger RNA of Gymnodraco acuticeps, 1330 nucleotides long. Its product is annotated as putative nuclease HARBI1. The record is from RefSeq and is a predicted model, not a curated record. The transcript has 2 exons. NCBI's taxonomy places the organism in Eukaryota, Metazoa, Chordata, Actinopteri, Perciformes, Bathydraconidae. The coding region runs from base 128 to 1321 and encodes 397 amino acids.